GAAACGUAGUGGAGUAUUGUAAUGAAUUGGGGUGGUGCGGUUCCGCCUCCGCUGGCUCAUCGUCUUCUGCUCCGAUCUCCCUCCCUCUCCUCUCCUCUCCUCUCCUCUCUCGUGCUCCAAAGAAACGGAAACCCUAGGCAGCAGCCAUCCCAACAUGCAAUCCUAAUCAGCUUCCAAUUCGAAUAAGGGAGGAAUCUCAAUCUCUCAUGCCCGCCUCCUCCUCCCCCGGUGGCCGUGGCUCUGCCUCAUCUCUGCCGCCGCGGGCCAUGAAGCGCGAGCUCGCGUUCGCGCUCCGCUCGCUCUCCGAAAUCUCCGCCUCCCCUGGCCGCACCCGCUCCGGCCGCCCCAUCUCUUCCCUCCCCGAUCCAUCAUCACCAUCUCUCAAGAGGCGCAAGAGAUCCGACCACCCGUCCGCCGCCGCCGGUCUCGUCUCCCCGCCCACGCCGCCCAUCGACGCCGAGCCGCCAAAGCCCACCAAGCCCCUCCUCGACCCGUCCGAUGGAUCCAAUCCUGCCACCGCAGAUGCGCCAACGUCUCAUGAAUCCAAUGCUGCCGAGGAGGUGAUUGUGCAGCAGAUGAUGGAGGUCCCCCCACCAUCGCACGCUGAGGCUUCAGUGUUGGAGGUGAUUGCAAAGCCGGACGUGCCCAUGGAAGAUUCUGCUGCUGGACUGAAUGCAACACCAACUCUGCUGGAAUCCGCUGAUGCAGCUGGAGACCACAAGUGUGAUAACUCCAACUCAAAUGGAAGAAAUCCACUACAGCAUGCUGCAGGCAAUGCAUUAGUCCCCGCUCCUUUUGUUUCUGAGGAGGACUCUGCCAUGCCUGCUGCUACCGCUGAGCUCAAGCUUGCAAGGCGCUUCACACGAUCGCUGCUCAAGAAUAAACCAGACGAAGAAGGGGCCACAGCAGCUACUGAAAGUCAGGCGGCACCAGAGGAUGCCUCAAUGGAUUUGGCUUUGCUGCUUGACAAGCCACAGAGAAGGUUCACAAGGUCACUGCUCAAGACAAAGGUUGAGGCGCGACCUAACAUCACUGGUAUUGAAUUUGAGGAUGCGCUUGACAGCACAUCGGAUUCCCCUCCAUCAGUGAAGAAGAUGGAGAUGAAGAUGUCUAAGAAAGUCGCCUGCCUCACAAAGCACCCAGGCAACAUUAGAGAGCUGCUCAACACCGGCCUGCUCGAGGGAAUGCAAGUUAUGUACAUCAUCCCUCAUAGCAAGUUGCAGAGGUCUGUGCUAAAAGGAGUGAUUACUGGUUGCAAUAUACAAUGUUUUUGUCCAUCCUGUAAUGGAUCCAAGGCUGUUUCGGCUUAUUACUUCGAACAACAUGCUGGAAGCACCAAAAAACACCCUGCUGACUACAUUUACUUAGGGAAUGGCAAUAGUUUGCACGAUGUGCUACGUGCAUCUGAAAGAUCUCCCUUGGAGGCUCUGGAAAAGACAAUACGUUCUUCCAUUGAUCCAGUGGUGAAGAGGAGCUGCGUUAAUUGCCUGAAUUGCAAUGAGCAUAUUCUUCCUUCAUCACAAACUGAGUGCAUUCUGUGUCGCGGUUGCCUUGAGACAAAGCAACCUCAAGAUCCUCCUACCCCAUCAUAUGCAUGUAAGAGCAAUUCCAGUCUGACUCCAAGUUCCAAGGAUUAUUUGCUAAAGAAGAUAUCAUCAAGCAAGAACAGCGGGAGUGCUGGCAAAGUAACAAACAAGGAUACCGGACUACACAAAUUGGUCUUUAAUGUUUUGCUUGAUGGCACAGAAGUAGCCUACUAUGUUGAUGGGCAGAGAAAGGUUGACGGGUAUAUCAAGGAUCAAAGAAUCUACUGUAAUCACUGUAACAGAGUGGUUAGCCCAUCCGCAUUUGAAGCUCACGCGGGUGAGGGAUCAAGGCGCAAGCCGUAUGACAACAUCUUCACGUCAAAUGGAGUAUCAUUGCAUGAGCUCUCAAUGAAAAUAUCUAAGGAUAUGGAACGCAAAACAGAUGAUCUGUGCAGAGAAUGUGGUCAAGGGGGAGAUAUUUUCCCUUGCAAAAUCUGUCCAAGGUCAUUUCAUCCAGCUUGCGUUGGACUGCCUGAAGUCCCUUCAGAGUGGUAUUGUGAUAAUUGCAGGAAUCUUGUGCAAAAAGAAAAGGCUUUAGCAGAAAACAAAAAUGCUAAAGCUGCUGGGAGGCAAGCUGGAGUUGAUUCCAUUGAACAGAUAAUGAAGAGAGCUAUACGAAUUGUCCCCAUCUCUGAUGACCUUGGAGGCUGUGCUCUAUGCAAGAAGAAAGAUUUCAACAAUGCCGUAUUUGAUGAGCGAACUGUGAUACUCUGUGAUCAAUGUGAGAAAGAGUAUCACGUAGGAUGUUUGCGGAGUCAAUGGCAGGUAGACCUAAAGGAUUUGCCAGAGGGGGAGUGGUUCUGUUGCAGUAGUUGCUCUGAGACACGAUCUUCAUUGGACAAGAUAAUCUCCGAUAGAGCCCAGCUGUUGUCGGAGCCAGAUAUUGAUAUCAUAAGGAAGAAACAUGAGGCAAAAGGUUUAUGCAUGGACACCAGUACAGAUCUCAGAUGGCAAUUACUUUCUGGUAGAAUUGCUACUGAAGAUGACAGCAUAUUGCUCUCUGCUGCGGUCCCAAUUUUUCAUCAAUCUUUUGACCCAAUCAUUGAAGCUCAUACUGGUAGAGAUCUAAUUCCUGAGAUGGUUGGUGGGAGGAGACCUAAGGAUGGAAUGCCUGGCCAAGAUUACAGUGGAAUGUACUGUGUAGUGUUAACUCUGGGCUCUAGUGUUGUGUCAGCAGCACUUUUGCGUGUCAUGGGAGGUGAUGUAGCUGAACUGCCACUAGUUGCUACAAGUCAGAUCCUUCAAGGGCUGGGCUACUUCCAAGCCUUGUUCUCAUGCAUAGAGAGGAUGCUAACCUCGCUGAAGAUCAAACACUUUGUGCUUCCAGCUGCCCAUGAAGCUGAAGGAAUCUGGAUGAAGAAAUUUGGCUUCUCUAGAAUCCCUCAAGAACAGUUGGAAGCUUAUCUUAAUGGGGCACACCUCACUAUAUUCCAUGGGACAUCGAACCUGUACAAGGCUGUUAAACCUUUAUCAUAGCAUUGGUGUUGAAGUAACUGCCUUUUGCUCGAUCGGGGAGAUUUGUCUUUUGGGAGUUGUGAUAGUAACUGUAAAAAAGAUGAUGAAGCAUGGCGAUACGAUGAUAUACAGCAAGAGGGAGAAAAGAUAGAAGAUGGUGAUGGAAGCAAAGUAAUCCAUGGUAUCAAUCGGGAAGUUUUUGAUGAUGCAGUGAAGAUAUAUGUGGAGAUGCUGGGCAGAUGGAUGGAAUGCCGUCCGCUGCUCUUCUUUUUGGUUUUCAGUUGCAAUGGGGGUGUCGCUGGGAAGUAGUGGUAUUUUUUGAUGUACAGUCAGUCCCCUACUGCCCCCAGUAACCGCGGAUUUUGACGCUGGACUGCUGUGCUCACUUUUCCUAGUAAAAUUUUGAUCUGUGCGUUCGGUCACAUUACUUGUUAGUAUGUAGAAAUGUUGUAUUGGCCAAGUUUUUUUAAGAAAAAUAUUAUAUUCGUGAA
Molecule: messenger RNA, 3532 nt
Organism: Phragmites australis (common reed)
Lineage: Eukaryota; Viridiplantae; Streptophyta; Magnoliopsida; Poales; Poaceae
Exons: 18
Coding region: 207-3062 (951 amino acids)
Source: RefSeq, a predicted model, not a curated record